This is a messenger RNA of Jatropha curcas, 1170 nucleotides long. RefSeq names its product vacuolar acid trehalase. NCBI's taxonomy places the organism in Eukaryota, Viridiplantae, Streptophyta, Magnoliopsida, Malpighiales, Euphorbiaceae. The record is from RefSeq and is a predicted model, not a curated record.
UUUAAAUUUUACUUUUCCAAAAUAUCCCGUUUUUGUCGAGCAACUUGGAAGAUAACCGUAUACUGGAGGAAGAUAAGCUUCCUCGCUGAGGGGGGUGUGGAGUGUGGAUUGUGCAUUGCAUAAGAUAAAACUGAAUAGUAGAUCCUCAUGGCGUUUGCUCUUCAAUUCUCGAGUAUCCGUUGUUUAAAAUCUUUUGCAGCUUUGGUUCCUUCAGUUUCACCAAAUCCUUUUGUAGUUUCACACGUAUCAACAGUUGCUGCUGCUGCUGCUUCUUCUUCUUCUCCUUUUUUUUUAUCACUAAAGGAUACUACCCAUCAACUAAAGCUCAAUCAUCUGUCAAGAGCAUCUCCCGAAGGGAUUCCCAGUGAGUUGGUUGAAGAUUCAAAGUUUGUUCCUUUAAAUGCUGAAGACCCUGUAUAUGGUCCACCUGCUUUGUUGCUGUUGGGCUUUGAACUAGAUGAAGCAGAAAAGAUCAGGCAGUUAUUGAGCGACUUGGGUGGUGAAUUUUUACAGGUUAUCUUCUGUACUGAGAACAUGAUUCCCCAGUCACUUUGGGAAGCAAUGCAUACAAGUCAACCAAAUCUGGAAAAAGUGCAGGUUGAAUUUCUAAUAUGCUUUUUGUUCUCUAUAUUUGAUAUGUUCAUUUAUCUGCAUCUUGUAGGGAUAUUUAUACGGAGAAAUAACCUUAAGUCUCAUGUUACCAAGAUAGCAAAGUCAUUGCCAAGGAUUUGCUUCUUAUCAGGCCUUAGUGGGGAGGAGAUGAUGAUGUUCAUAGAUGCUUUUCCAGAAACUGGUCUAGAACCAGCUGUAUUUGCAGCUCUUGUUCCAAACAGCGCUAAUAAACCACUACAAGAACUAAUAGAAGAAAUCAUGGGGGAUCAUGAAAUGCUGACUGGAAAACAGCAGGACUCGACAUAGUCAAAGCCAUAUAUUAGAGUUCAUUUGUAUCAUGUAGAGAAGCAAAGUUCAGAGGUCUUUACUCAUAGUAAAAAAACCUUUCAAAUGCAUAGUAACUCUUUUUAAACAACCUAUUUAUAGUCUGCUGGACUCAGGAAUGAAUCUGUUCACUAUAUAUUGUUCUUGCAGAGUUUUUCUUUUUUGAUUAAUUUGAUUUUGGCCGGAGUUUAAACUUGGACAUAUUAUUCUUGGAGACGACUGUUAAGCUGUGUA